Messenger RNA from Dissoconium aciculare CBS 342.82, 848 nucleotides. RefSeq lists its product as uncharacterized. The transcript has a single exon. NCBI's taxonomy places the organism in Eukaryota, Fungi, Ascomycota, Dothideomycetes, Mycosphaerellales, Dissoconiaceae. The record is from RefSeq and is a predicted model, not a curated record. Bases 45 to 680 code for a protein of 211 amino acids.
GGCUCCUACGCCGACUGUGCUUUGGUCGCACUCAAGUGAGUUUAAUGACAGCAGAAUGGCGCGCGCGGGGAAAUUCUGCUACGCGAGAGAGGGUCUCAUUUUGUGGUAAGAAGCAGCUCAGAAAUCGUGCCACCCUCCCAGGUUCCGCUCGCUUGUACAAACUUGAUUUCAAUGCUUGGGCACCGACCUUGGCGUGUGCGAGAUGCAACCACCUUGCGGUGCUCAUCAACCUCAGUGACUCACCGAGUCGGAAGAAUUCGUCUCCCAUCAAGUCAAAUAUCAGAGUCUGGUUGCUCGCUUGGCCGGAGCGAGCUCGCAUGGAGCCAAGGAAAGGACCAAAAACCGGUACGAAACUAAUAAUAAAAUUUCAUGCAUGCAGGUGUCGAGCAGACAUGGCCAAAAAGCCACCCGGCACGCAUCCGACGAAAUGGCACCUUCCACUGGAGAUACAGCAUGUCGCGCCGCAGUCGAGUAUUUCGGCAUUUCCGACCAAGCCAGACACUGCAGAUGAUUUAUUCGGUUAUGAAUGUAAUAAAUCAGUACGCACGGAGAGCCGAUGUGGUACCGCCACGAGCUUCGACGGUGGAAUGUCACAUCGGGCGUCUACGCUAAGAGCUCUUGAGAACCUUCGGGUGAAGCUGCUCCCGUCGAUAGUGUUGAGUUCCUCCAUGAGACUGUGAUGAUUGACCAUCACGAGUGAGAUCGGGGAUGACGUGGCUCUCGCAUUUGACUACUGUAGGACAACGAGCGAAUAUUGUAUGCAUGUCAGGCCACGCUGCCUCCACAAUGCGUUCGGCGUUCUGUGCCUCGACACUGCAGCAUGCACACAAUAUCGAUUGAGAGCACAU